AGUGUAUGUCUAUGUGUUUAGAGUGUAUGAAUAUUAUGGAAAAGUUGAAAAUGUAUUUCGAGUGAUUAAAAUUUUGUGUAAAUAUAUGAUCCUAUUAAAACUAUAAAUUAAUAAAAAAAAAUAAUGUAUAUGUAUAUAUAUUUUAUAUAUGUACAAACAAACUAUUAUAUUGUUUGUUUAAUCUUUACAAUGGAGUUAUCUUUAAUAUUUCUUAAUAUUUAAUAUAUUUUGAUGAGAUUUAGUAAAAAAAAUAUCUAAAAUCACAUUUAAUAUCUAUGAAACAUAUUUUGUAUAUGCCAAACAAUAUAAUAAAAACAAUCUGAAUGACAAACUUCAAAAAUUUAAUUAAAACAAUACACAAACUUAAAUAUUUUAUUAUUUAGAAAAAUAAAUAUUUAAGAUGGAAAAUUUUAAAAAUGAAAUUUUGUAAAUUAAUAACAGCAUAUAUUAAUAAACUCUCAUAUUUCCAACAUUAUUAAUUUAUAAAAAAUUUACUGUAUGUAUCUAUGCGUACAUUUCUGUAUAAACAAAAUGUACAAAACUUUAGAAACUUUUUAUAAUCCUACUUAGUAUAUAUUAUUUUCUUGGUCAACUAUAUACAUAUAUAUACAAAUCUAGAAUCUAUUGUAACUUCCAUAUCUGCAUAAUAUCCCAUUCAAAAUGGGAAACUAUUGAUAUGUUACUCUAAAUACGGAAUUAGUUUGCUAAUAAUGUUGACCAAAUCAUUUUUAUAUACGUUUUAACCCAUUUUCAUGAAUAUUCUCUCCUCCACUACUUUCUUCCACCAACAAUGAUCCCCAAAGAAGAAGUUGAGCCGCCGCAGAAAAAGGCCAAGCUUCCACCACCACCACCGCCGCCGCAGCCGCUUAACCAUCAACCAUGUCUCUCCUUUUCUUCACUUCCAAACGAUAUCACUUUGAAUUUCUUCGCACGUAUCCCAAAAUCUUAUUACCCUAAAAUCUCCCUGGUCUCCAAGACCUUUCGUUCUCUCCUCUAUUCCUCAGAGCUCUAUGCCGCACGUUCUCAAAUGGGAACCACCGUGACCUGCCUCUACAUCUGUCUAGAGUACUCCACCGAGCACUUCACCGAUCCAUCUCCACGAUGGUUCAGUCUCUAUGUGAAACCUAAACGAAACCUAACCGAUGGUAGGACUAGAGAGAAAUCAAGUGGAAACCUCUUGGUUCCUGUUCCCAAACAUUGUCCUCCUCCUCCUCCUCCACAUGCGUCUUCGACCAUAUUGACUGGCUCGCAAAUCUACGUAUUCGGUGGACCAUUGGACGAUAACGUAAGGCGCUACUCCUCAGCUGUUCGGGUUUAUGAGUGUAGGAAUAAAACGUGGCGAAAUCUUCCUAACAUGAAUAUGGAGAGGUUCUAUGCGUCUGCAUGUGUCCACGACGACAAGAUCUAUGUAAUGGGAGGAUGUAUAGCUCGGUCGGAGCACCAAAGCUGGUUUGAGAUGUUCGACAUCAAGACACAGACCUGGAAAACCUUACCGCCGAAUCCCGACCUUCAUGUACGGUUGGGAUGCAAGAAGGUUCGCAAAAUCGGUAUGGUGCAUGAAAAGAUUUACGUGAAGACUGAGAGUGAGCUCCGUGAUUGGGUCUAUGAUGUGAAGGAAAAGAAAUGGAGUGUUGCGGAUGUGGGGUUGAGUGUACAUUGGUCGAGUUCUUGGUGCGUGAUAGACAAUGUGAUGUUUUCUUACUCUCGCUUUAGGUAUGUGUGGUAUGAUUUAAAGAGUGGCACGUGGAAAGAUGUGAGAGGUUUGGAAGUGCUGAAGAAGUAUCGUAGUUUUAGUAGUCAUGUUAAUCCGAAUGGUAGAGUUGGUAGUGUGGUUGAAUUAGUGAACUAUGGUGGGAAACUCAUGAUUAUUUGGGAUAGGUUUGAACGGCGUGGUCGUAGUCAGAACAAGAACAUCUGGUGUGCGGUGGUUGCGUUGGAAAGAGUCCAUGAAGGUUUUUGGGGGAAGAUUGAGUGGUUCGAUGUUGUGCAUACUGUCCCCAAGUCGUAUGAGUUCUUGCGCUGUCUCCCUGUUUUGGUUUGAUGAGUCGUACUUAGUCAAGCUGGUAGAGUCAUCCUUUUAAUUUUUAAAACUUUGUGCUUUGUUUUGUGUUUAGACAUUGACUUUUCUAGACAUUGUUUCAAUUUUCAUUUUGAGAAUAGAUGUAUUUUGUGUUUGUGGACCACCCCUAUGCAUUUUGUUAGCUUGAUUGUGGUUACAAUGUAAACUAAGGAGAUACAAACUCACUUGAGGCAAAGUCUCUAUGUUUUACCCUUUCAGUGUCCUCAUCUAAAUAACAUUUGUUCACCUUGAAGAAAAGAAAUAUUCUCAGAAA
Molecule: messenger RNA, 2333 nt
Organism: Brassica rapa (field mustard)
Lineage: Eukaryota; Viridiplantae; Streptophyta; Magnoliopsida; Brassicales; Brassicaceae
Product: F-box/kelch-repeat protein At4g29370
Molecular function (GO): protein binding
Source: RefSeq, a predicted model, not a curated record